Molecule: messenger RNA, 1131 nt
Organism: Saccharomycopsis crataegensis
Lineage: Eukaryota; Fungi; Ascomycota; Saccharomycetes; Ascoideales; Saccharomycopsidaceae
Gene: ARC1
Product: Arc1p
Exons: 1
Coding region: 1-1131 (376 amino acids)
Cellular component (GO): methionyl glutamyl tRNA synthetase complex
Molecular function (GO): tRNA binding; tyrosine-tRNA ligase activity
Source: RefSeq, a predicted model, not a curated record
AUGUCUGAAGUAUCUGCCUCUUUGAAAAACUUGACCAUCAGUGAUGACAAGUCGUUAUUGCCUGAAAGCAAGUUCUCUGUUGAACAACAAGCUUUGGCUGCUCAAUGGACCACUUUGGUGAGCACCAUCCAACAGGAUGCCAGCUUCAUUCCAAAAUUGAACGAUUGUUUGCGUCAUUUCACUUACGUCUUGGGAAACCAGCCAACCAAUGUCGACGCUCUUUUGUUCAAAGCGGUUUUCCCAGUUGUUGAAUCCUCUAUUGCCGAUGAAAAAACCGUUGCUGACCAACGUCACAUCAUCAGAUGGAUUGAUUUGAUUCAAAACACUUUAAUCAAGUUAGCCGACGCUGAAAAAUUGAAGAUUCCAUUCAAUGCUGAACUCCCAGUCGAAGUUCAACAAAAGCCAAAGAAGGACGCCAAGAAGGGUGGUAAAGAAGAACCAAAGAAGGAUGAUGCUGCCCCAGCUGCCGCCGGUGGUAAGCCAAAUGGUAAGCCAAAUGGUAAGCCAUCUCCAGAAGAAUUGGCGAAAUUGAAAGAAGAAAAAGCCAAGGCUAAGGCCGCUAAGAAGGCUGCUGCUCAAAAGGACAACAACAAGAAGGCUGCUCCUGCCGCAGUUGUUCCAAGCCCAACCAUGAUUGAUCUCAGAGUCGGGUUUAUUGAAAAAGCCGUAAAGCAUCCAGAUGCUGACUCAUUGUACGUUUCCACCAUGAAUGUCGGUGAAGAUAAGCCAAGAACCAUCUGUUCUGGUUUGGUGAAGUUCUACCCAUUAGAAGAAAUGCAACAAAGACAUGUUGUUGUUUUCUGUAACUUGAAGAAAGUCAAGAUGAGAGGUAUUGAAAGUGAAGGUAUGGUGUUAUGUAGUAGUGAUGACUCUCACGGUAAGGUUGAAUUUGUCAACCCACCACCAGGUUCUAAGCCAGGUGACAAGAUCUUUGUUGAAGGGUACGAUGGUGAACCAGAAAAGGUUUUGAACCCAAAGAAGAAGAUUUGGGAAGCUCUCCAACCACACUUCACCACCGACGAAAACUUCAACGUCAUCUACAAAGAAGAAGACGGCACUAUUCGUAAAUUGGUUAACAAGAAGGGUGAAGUUUUCAAGAACUCUACCAUUGUCAAUGCUCACAUUAGUUAG